UGUGUUGGGGAUAAGCUGGAUCAUUUAAGGUGGAAACAACUUCCACAGGUUGCUCUGGAGACUUUGAAUUUGAAGAAUUUUUAGGUUUAGGCCCACUCAGUUCCAUCUAAUAUGGUCAGAUCAGUGUACGUGUAACCAGACCUUGCAUCACAUGUAAUGGAUGUAGAGAGUGAGUAUGACGAGACACCAGUCCGAGACCCUAGUGGGGGUGCAAGAGGUCAUGAGUUGCCACAGGAUAGCGAGCAGCGUCGUGCCCAGCAGAGACGAGCCAUCGCCAAGAUCAGCCGGGAGGAGUUGGAAGAUAAAUACCUCCGCCUCCACGACGAGAAUCUGGUCCUGAAGAGACAUGCCCGGAAACAGGAGGAGAAGAUUAAGAAAAUGGCCACCAAGUUGCUGAGGUUGAUCAGUGACCGCAAGAAGCAAGACCAAGAAGGGGGCGGGGCUCAACGGCCAGCUCGCAAGGGGCGGGAUAUUGAGACAGAAGAGAUGCUGGAGGACCUACAGAGCAAAGUACGGGAGCUCACCAAACAGAACGACUUGCUCAAAAAUAAGUUGAUGGUCACCAAGCAACAGCUUGCCACACAGGGUACCAGACCAACGCCUUAUCCACACGUCCAGUCCAGGAUCAAUACAGGUAUUCCCAAACCACCACCCCCAGACAACGCCAGGAAGGGCUUGAGAGUACAGGGACUGGACAGAACCAAAUCUGCAACACCCAGAGCCUUCAGGACAGAUGUUCUGCCGAGAUAUGGUCACAGUCUUUUGGAGGAAGCCAGAGAGGAAAACCACCGACUAGAGGAAAUGAUUCAGGAUUUGCAAGAUCACAUAUCAUCAUUAGAACAAGAUCGGGAGAUUCUACAGGAACAAGUGAGAAUCAAGGAACUGGAGCAUGAUGAAACGCUGCUGAGACUGAAGGAACAGAUGUCGGCGGGUCAAAGGCACACUGCAAAGACCAACAUUCAUGAGAAUGUUGAGAUGAUCCGUCUGCAGAGGGAAGUCAAGGAGAAAUCCACCAAGCUGGAGGCCCUCAAAUCUCAGUUUGCUAAUUUAGAAGAGAAUCUGAAGACGGUGAAGAAGAGUCAUGAUGCUGUCCUUUCAGAGCUGGAGCAGCUCAACAAGGUGUACCAGAAAGAGCAGAGCAAAGUGCUGGCACUGCAGAGUGAGGUCAAAGAGUCAAGCACAUCACAGAGAACCAUCCUGGAGCUCCAAGAGCGAAUCGGCAGUGUUGAGAAUGAGAAGAUUAUUUUACAGGAAGCCAAUGAGAAACUCUUGAACAGUGCAUUUGAUGCUGAGAGAGAAAGGCAGUACCGAGCCAAUGAGAAGCAGCUGAAGCUGCAGAUUGCUCAGCUGGAGGCCACCCUGAAGGGGGACUUGAAUGACAAGAACACCCUGUUGGAUAAACUCAACGAGGAGCGAGAGCUAUACGAGAAGUUGUCCAAGGAGAACCAGCAACAGCAGAUCAACUACUACCAGGUACGAUCACAGCUGGACGAGCUGCAGGAAAAGAUGAAGUUCUUCACCAGAGAGAGUGCCGUGGACUUCCAGGAAUUGGAAGAGGCUCUGAUCAUCGUCAAGAGGCGAAAAGAGAAAGGCAGUCAGAAUCUGGAGUUUCUAGAGAAAGUGGAUGAGGAGAUGAACAACGAUCUUAAGGCCCAGGUGGUUUCCCUACAAGCUGAGCACGCAGAGACGGUCAGUGAGCUGGAGAAGACCAGGAACAUGCUGAUCUUGCAGCACAAGAUCAACCAAGAUUAUCAGAUCGAGGUAGAGGGCGCCACCACAAGGCUCGAGGAGUACAAGCAAGAGUAUGAGACUAAGCUGGAGGAAUACGCUCAGCUGCUGGACAUCCGAGCGGCUAGGAUCAAGAAAUUGGAGCGGCAGUUGAGAGAUGUCGCAUAUGGAACCAAGCAGUACAAGGUCACAGACAUUGCAGACGAUGAAGAUUAUGAAGAGAUUGAUGAAACUGUCAAGUUGGAACGGGGACAGAAUCUACUGGAACUUCAUAUUACAAAGGUCGUGUACAGCAGAGACGGUCUGAAAGCCCUCGGGGACGAAAAUCCCUCAACGUUUGUCACCUACGCGUUCUUUGAGUUUGAACUGCAGUCUACGCCCAUCCUCAAGGGAGACAGGCCGGAGUUUGACUUCACCUCGCAGUACAAGGUCACAGUGGACGACUUCUUCCUGCAGCACCUCAUGAAGGGGUCUACGACCCUAGAGGUGCACCAGGCCAUCGGGACGGAAUACCGCACCAUCGCUGCCUGCCAGCUGCGUUUCCGCGACUUGCUGGACAAGCCGCACGGACGACUACACGGCACAGAACAGCUGCUAGGUUUGGAACGCGCCGGGGUAAACUUUGGCACCAUUGAGUUCUGGGUUCGUCUCCGCGUCCCCAUGGACCAAGCCCUGAGAUUAUUCCGAGAAAGAGUGAAAGCCAUGGGCUACAUCAUGUCCAACACCAAGGCGGCAAAUCAGGCCUUGGCCACUCUGGAUCAGCCAGGAGCAGUGGGUGGCGAGGACGCUCGAGGGCAGCAGAGGGACAACCUGAACGAGCUGACCGUCAAGGUGGUGAGGUGUUCGGGCUUGAAGCCACGCCGAGAAGGUGUGCAGCCUAGCCCCUAUGCCGUCUAUCGAUUCUUUGAUUUCAACGAUCACGACACCACCAUAGUGACCAACAGUAACACUCCCGAGUUUAACGAUUCCUACGUUUACCCUGUCGUCAUGACUGCCGAGUUGGAUCAGUACCUGAAAAAUGACACUUUGGACGUGUACAUAUUUGAUGACACCGACCCAGAGGACAUGGCGUACAUCGGAGUGGCAAAGAUCCCGCUAAUCAGCCUGGCACACGACAAAGCCAUCCGGGGAACAUUUGAGCUCAAACAGAGCGACGGCAAAGUAUAUGGCACCAUAGACAUGGUGCUGAAAUGGCACUCGACGUACUUUGCGCCCAAGAUGACCUCAGGCAAACCAAAGGCUUCUAAACCACCCAUUGCACCAACUACCCCAUCCAAGCCAGAACCCGUUGUCGCGCACCGUCCCCCGAUCAAGCCGGUCUCCGCUCAAGCCGCACCCGAGGCCACCCCAUCGAGGCAGCCACAACUGCUGGCGGCCUCCACACCUGCCAUGCCUAGGCCGCGGUCUGGAAGCCAGCCGACGGAAGCGGACGCGGGUGAAAGGAGGGGAGAGAAAUCUCGGCCCCUGCCUCGACCGAGGACAACAUCUCAGCCUUUGGAGCCUAUGCCAAGGAAGUCCUCCGCUGAAUCCACCAAGAAUCCCGUCAUUGCUGUCACACCGCCACCACAAGAGAACCCGGCCAACCCCAUCCUGGGUGUCACUCAGACUCUGGAGGUCGACGGUCAGGCUGCCGGCCCAUCGGCCCAGGAGAGCCCCUUCGACAGCGAAGAGGACGCCGUGCUGGAUGACGUAGAGCGUGAGCUGGAGGGGUUGUCCAAGAGACAAGAGCAGGUGGAUAAUUCGGCGGAAGACGUGAACGACCUGGUUGCCCAGGAGAUGAGAGAGGAGUUUGGACAAGAAGAGGAAAAGAUUGGAAAGACGGAGCAGUUUGACGACACCAUGUUUGGAGACACGUCCGCUCCAGGGGCAGGGGACGAUGACUAUGAUGAAGACUCCAUUGCAGAAGAGAUGGAUAUUCCAGAACCCAUCGAGGAAGAGGAGGAGUCAGAGGAGGAAGAGAGGGAGGAGGUAGGGGCUGGGGAUGCCGGGCAGGAGAUGAUGGAAGGGGAGCUGGAGGAUGGAGGCGUGUCCAGUGACAGCGAGGCUCUGGUGGUCAUGUCUCCGGCCAUGAACAGACCCGUGUCGGCAGCUGCGAGUGAGAACACGGUGUCGGUGACCAUAUUCCACUUGAGUCUGGAACCAGACACGGCAGUGAUCGACGAUGCUAACAUCCAGAGACUGUACGUUGAGUACCGCUUCCUGGGCUUGUCCGGAGAGGAGACCGAAACGCCGUUCUCAUUGCCCAAACCCAAGGCAUAUCACAAUCUUGUCUACAACUUCAAGAAAGUGUUUCACGUGGAUGCUGAGAACAACAAACUUCAAAGGGACUACCUGGUCAGCAUGCUGCACCCGGAUGACGUCACACAAGGAAAAAUCCGAUUCACUCUUGUGAGUGAGCCCCUGGAAGAGAGCCAGGACCUGGAGUGUGAGGACGUGGGCUAUGCGUAUUCUACUACCAACGCGGUGGACGCUCUGUCUGCUGGCAACCCGGUCGAUGCCCUGUCUAUUGUCAACCCAAUCGGUGCCCAGUCUACUACCAACGCGGUAGAUGCUCUGUCUGCUGUCAACCCAAUUGGUGCCCUGUCUGCUGCCAACCCAAUAGUUAGUAUCGAUACCCCUGUCAGCUCAGGCGAUACGCAUACCCAGCCUACUGUCCUGCCCGUCAGUGCCGAGUCUUUUGACAAUUCAUUCGGCACUGAGUCCUCAGUCAACUCGAUCGAUGCCGAGACUACCUUCAAUCCAGAGGAUGCCGAGUCUACAGUCAAACCAGUCGAUACCGAGUCUACUGUCAAACCAGUCGAUACUGAGUCUACUGUCAAACAAGUCCGAGUCGAUACUGAGUCUACUGUCAAACAAGUCGAUGCCGAUCCUACCCUAAAUACACACGAUAUGCCUACUGAAUCUGCCGUUAAACAGGUUGAUUCCCAGUCUACCGUCAAAUCACUCAAUGCCGACUCUACCGUCAACCCAGUCGAUGCCCAGUCUGCCGUCGAACCACUCAAUGCCGACUCUACCGUCAACCCAGUCGAUGCCCAGUCUGCCGUCGAACCACUCAAUGCCGACUCUACCGUCAACCCAGUCGAUGCCCAGUCUACUGUCAGCCAAGUCGAUGCCGACUCUACCAUCAAACCACUCGAUGCCGACUUUACCGUCAAAGCAGCCGAUACUGAGUCUACGGUCAAAGACGUCGAUACCGAGUCCACCGUCAACACAUUCGAUACUGAGUCUACCGGAAAACCAUUUGAUAUCAUAUCAAAUGGUUUGCCGGUCGACACUUCUAUGAACACAGUCAGUGUAAAACCUACUGUCAACUCCAUCGAUACCAAAUCAAUUGUCACAUCAGACGAUAUUGAGUCUACUUUCAAACCAGUCAGCACUAAGUUUACCACCAAUCCAGUCGAUGCCAUGUCAAGGCCUACUCCAAACGCAGUCAACAGCGGGGCUCAACCGUCUGUCAAAUCAGUCAAUGCCGACUUUACAACCAAUUCAGAGUCCGUCGGCUCGAUCGAUCCAGUGGUAACGGGGAUCGCCAGGUCUUCUUUUGGUGCAGUUGGCGUCAGUAAGUUCAAUACUUCGCCGAUGUUCUGCGCGAAGAUUGAUGCAGAUAACCGUCUCCAUCUCCAUGCUUGA
Messenger RNA from Acanthaster planci (crown-of-thorns starfish), 5358 nucleotides. RefSeq names its product RPGRIP1 like (gene rpgrip1l). NCBI's taxonomy places the organism in Eukaryota, Metazoa, Echinodermata, Asteroidea, Valvatida, Acanthasteridae. Gene Ontology annotation, biological process: non-motile cilium assembly. Gene Ontology annotation, cellular component: ciliary transition zone. The record is from RefSeq and is a predicted model, not a curated record.